AUGGACUCUGAUCUGUGGUAUGAAACGGAAACAGAGACAGAAACUGACACAGAAUCAAAGGGAGAUGAAAAAAUGUCUUGGUAGGUAGCUAUGGUUUAUAGCAUGAUGAUUUAAACUCUAAAACUUAGGUUUUGCUUCUGGUUUAUUGUCUUUAGGCUUCCAAUGGAUGAAAUUCUCCAAAAACACUCCAAGUUUAUUGUGUUUCUGUCUCACCUGCUACUGCUGUUUUCUAUUUGUCCUGUUUCCCAAACAGAUAAUCCACUAGUGGAUACAUGCUCAAAAGGGACAAUGGUUGAAGUUAAAACCACAUGCAAAAGCACUACUUGUCUUAAAAAGGAGCACAUCUGGAAAGGUCAGCCUGAAAGGGAAGGGAAAAAAAUGCCUGCAAGGAAUUUCUUGCUGUGUUUUGCAUUACUUCUCUCUAGAAACUCUGCAUACAAAGUGCCCCUAUAUACAUGGGUUUGUAAUGCAUUCCCCUUAGAGGUUACUUCAGAUAUCAAAGGGUAAGCUUUCUAUUUGUAUAUAUUGGAUUGUUUCCUGUCAUCCAAUAUUUCCAUUUGUAUAAUUUUUAAAUAUGUUAAUGUUUGUUGAGUUGGCUAGCUGCAUUGCUAAUGGUCUGCCUCCUCUUUCCUCGAUUGUAGCUAGCAAUAUGGAGAAGGGGAGUAUUGUGUAUUUAGACACUACCUUGGACAGCCCACAACUGUUAAAAAAAUUACAAAAUCAAUGUUUUAGGUGAUAACCUUUCAAUGUUUUGGUUAGGGGAAGCUCUUUCCUAUUACAUACCUAUACUGGAAGACAUGCCAAGAAAAAAUGCUGGAAGUGUUGAAAAAAAGUGAGAGGAUAUGGCAAUAG
Pocillopora meandrina is the source of this 852-nucleotide messenger RNA. The record is from the annotation of a GenBank genome assembly. NCBI's taxonomy places the organism in Eukaryota, Metazoa, Cnidaria, Anthozoa, Scleractinia, Pocilloporidae.